AGUGUGAGCACAUUUAUUUUCCCUUCACUUCUCCUUUUACACAAAUAGUCCCGGAUAUCCGUGUUACCAGCCUUGUCGUGGCCACCUCAAGUAUAGUCACCACUCCUGCCUGAAGAACUGAGGGAAAGUGCCUGCAAAAGGGCAAGAAUAUCCCAGCAUGGGCAUGAGCAGCUUGAAAUUCCUGAAGUACAUUCUGUUUUUCUUCAACUUGCUCUUCUGGUUUUGUGGCUGCUGCAUUUUGGGCUUUGGGAUCUAUCUACUGGCCCACAAUAACCUCUGGUCACUCCCCAUCCUCACUCCGGGCAAUGUACUUGUCAUCGUGGGCUCCAUUAUCGUGGUGGUUGCCUUUCUGGGCUGCAUGGGCUCCAUCAAGGAGAACAAGUGCCUGCUUAUGUCGUUCUUUAUCCUGCUGCUGAUUAUCCUCCUCGCUGAGGUGACCUUGGCCAUCCUGCUCUUCGUGUAUGAACAGAAGCUGAGUAAGUACGUGUCUGAGAGCCUGACUGACAGCAUCCAGAAAUACAACUCGGACAACAGCACCAGGGAGAUGUGGGAUUCCAUCCAGUCAUAUCUGCAAUGCUGUGGUGUAAAUGGCACAAGUGAUUGGGGCAAUCACCCACCAGAAUCUUGUCCCUCAGAUCCACGCAUUCAGGGUUGCUAUGAAAAAGCCAAACUGUGGUUUCAUUCCAAUUUCCUGCAUAUUGGAAUUAUCACUAUCUGCGUAUGUGUGAUCCAGGUGUUGGGGAUGUCCUUUGCGCUGACCUUGAACUGCCAGAUUGAUAAAACCAGCCAGGCCCUAGGGCUGUGACUUGCUACUGCCUUGUGCUGGAGAGGCUUAUUUCAUCCCUGGAAAUCCAAAGUCAUUUAUAGCAUGAAGCCCUAAAUGAUCACCUCUUGGACUGGUGUGUUUGUUCCCCUCUCAUCUCUUCCCUGUUUUGGUCCCUGCCUCUUACAACCAGAAGAGAGAUGUGUUUGCUAGUCAUUACCCAUAUCAGGCACCAGAAAAUCAUUCAACCACUCACGGAGGCACCUAUGUCCCUCAAAGUGGUGACACUAAUACCCGAGCAUUUUCAGACAUGAGAGGCCAAGAGAACCUCUGGCACUAAUGGUUCAAGAUCAAAGGAUAGGUCUUGGACUUGAAUUUUUGUAUCUUCUUAUUGUCAAAUAACUCUCUAGCCUCUACAUCAUGCCCAGACCACUCUCCAAAGUCAAGCAAAAGACAUGCUGAAGGGAACUCUGGGGCCAGACACAUUGGAUCACUGUUACAACCCUCUGCUUCCUUUUGGCUGGGCCUGGGCCUUGGCUCCAGGAAUGACAGAGUACUCUUUCUCCGAAGGGUAAGGUUUCUUUCAACUUUCUUGCUAAGGGCCUUAUGGAUUCAUUCUGUCCUUCCAGAAGAAACUGUCUAGUGAUUAGUAUCCUGACUUCAGCCAGUCACUUCGCCUUUGAUGUACAUAGCUGUGGAGGAACCAGCAGGACCAGUGUUUCUGGUGGUUUGGCUGAUAAUCACAUUCAUAAGAGCUCUGGUAUUAUUUCUCUAUCAAAUAAGGUUUUGUUAAUGUACUAUUUUAACUCUUCAAUAAACAAGAUAGCUUGUGAUCUCAA
Molecule: messenger RNA, 1602 nt
Organism: Suricata suricatta (meerkat)
Lineage: Eukaryota; Metazoa; Chordata; Mammalia; Carnivora; Herpestidae
Gene: CD53
Product: CD53 molecule
Exons: 8
Coding region: 158-805 (215 amino acids)
Cellular component (GO): membrane
Source: RefSeq, a predicted model, not a curated record